Ilyonectria robusta is the source of this 1983-nucleotide messenger RNA. RefSeq names its product uracil phosphoribosyltransferase-domain-containing protein. The record is from RefSeq and is a predicted model, not a curated record. The coding region runs from base 1 to 1983 and encodes 660 amino acids. The transcript is spliced from 3 exons. Gene Ontology annotation, biological process: L-serine biosynthetic process; dephosphorylation. NCBI's taxonomy places the organism in Eukaryota, Fungi, Ascomycota, Sordariomycetes, Hypocreales, Nectriaceae. Gene Ontology annotation, molecular function: magnesium ion binding. Gene Ontology annotation, cellular component: cytoplasm.
AUGAUCAGCCUAUCCACUGUCAGCACAGAAGGUCCUAAACCAACCGUCAUCGGGCUUUAUGGCAUUUCGGGCUCGGGCAAGUCGUUCCUGCUGAGCCAUCUCCGGCAGGAACUUGGUCACGUCGAGUUUGCUUUCUUCGAAGGGUCAGACAAGAUUGCAUCCCUCGUUCCUGGCGGCCUUGAGGCUUUCUACAAGCUGGAUGAGCAGUCCAAGUCAAAUUUCCGUGGCCAAGCGAUCGACGCAAUCCGGGAGGAGAGUGCUCACAGCGGGCGAGUCGCGAUCGUCACCGGGCACCUCAUGUUUUGGUCCGAGGAGCAUGCUGCCGCCCAGCCAGUCUACACUUCGAAUGACCUGCAAACGUUUACCCACACCAUCUACUUGAACAUCUCUGCCGAAGUCAUCUCGCAGCGCCGCUUGGAUGACAAGCUGAAGGACCGUACUCUCAUGCCUGUCGACCAUCUGCGCAAGUGGCAAGAGGCAGAGAUUUCUACGAUGCGCCAUCUCUGUCGUCAACAUCACAUCCUAUUUUCGCUUAUCUCCGAGCCCAAGACUUCAAUCCCGAGGAUCUCGACUUUGAUCCGGCAUUUUCGACAGCCCAUGACGAUCGAAUCCAAUCUUGCUCGCGUACGGGCUAGGCUCGAUGGAAUUCUUGCUCUUUCCGACCGCGACGACCUAGAGACGGUUUUGGUGAUGGACGGGGACAAGACUCUGGCGGCGGAAGAUACUGGCGCUUUGUUCUGGCAAACACUUGCUCAGACUCGACCAAGCUUGGGCAAAACAUGUCCUCUGCAAGAGCUCUUCAGCAGUCCUCUGGGCUAUUCAGAUGCCGCAUUCCAUCAAGCAACCUUGCUGUACGAAGAGGCAACCGACGAUGAACAGUUCGGGAUAAUUUGCGACACUGUGGCUUCGUCAGUAGUGAUGCACCCGGAAAUUGUUUCCCUCUUGCGACUUGUGGCAGACCAGAAGCACAUUCGUGCCCUGGUCGUUACAUGUGGUCUUGGUCGCGUCUGGGAAAAGGUUUUGGAGAGGCACGGAUUGUCGAAGUCGGUCGACGUGAUCGGUGGAGGCAGAAUUUCGGACGGAUUCGUGGUCACUGCAGCUGUCAAGGCUGAUGUCGUUUCUCAUCUCCGGAACGCGGCCCAUCUGUAUGUCUGGGCGUUUGGGGAUAGUCCCUUGGAUCUACCGAUGCUUAAGGAGGCUGACCAAGCUAUCGUGGUUGUCGGCGACAAGCGAACUAGGAGCUCGAGCAUGGAUGCUGCCUUGUCUAAGGCUAUUCAAGAUGAAGCCUUUCAAGCGCGACAAGUUCUGCUCCCGAAUUGGGCACCGCCGCGUCUGGACGAGGACAAGCUGCCUUUGAUUCGCCUCGAUGAUCAACAAUUCAUUGGGUCGAUGAUGCAUCGCCGCCGCUCCAUCAAGAUACUGCACGCCACGGACAGAAAUGCAGCAAAAUUGCUGACCUCCCCAACACGCGAUGCCGAGGUGGCCGGCCCUGCUUUGAGGGAAGCUCAUGGCCUUGAGUACACUAUUCCACACGUGCAAGGCCAUAAAACGACCGGUCACCGGCUGCGCAACGAACACCAAACCUCCAUCGUGGCGUUGAUGCGUGGUGGAGAAGCCAUGGCUUUUGGCGUCAAUGCAGCCUUCCCACAUGCAAUGUUCAUCCAUGCCGCAUCUGCGACGGACAUAAAAAGGCAUCACGUCGAUCGACAAUAUACUGUGAUCCUGGUGGACUCGGUGGUCAACAGCGGAAAGACACUGAUGGAAUUUGUUGAGCAUGUCCACAGCUUGAACCCCAGUAUCCGCAUUGUCGUUGUGGCCGGUGUUGUCCAAGCGGAGGUGGUUGUAGAGACGCAUGCGCUCGCCAAACUCAUGGGACAUUAUGGCGCCAGCAUCGUCGCGCUCCGAUUGUCGGAGAACAAGUUUACGGGAACGAAGACAACCGACACUGGCAAUCGACUGUUCAACACCACGCACCUGGCUUGA